Malassezia restricta is the source of this 1764-nucleotide messenger RNA. RefSeq lists its product as uncharacterized. The coding region runs from base 1 to 1764 and encodes 587 amino acids. Lineage: Eukaryota; Fungi; Basidiomycota; Malasseziomycetes; Malasseziales; Malasseziaceae. The transcript has a single exon. The record is from RefSeq and is a predicted model, not a curated record. Gene Ontology annotation, molecular function: acetyltransferase activity. Gene Ontology annotation, biological process: mycotoxin biosynthetic process.
AUGCAGGCCAUCACGUCACCCUUUUCUGAGAGCUGGGGAGAAUAUCGACUUCGAAAAGAGGACUUUUCAUGGCACAAGGCUAAUGAAGGACGUCUGCAAGGCAAGUGGCUGCGUGGUCUAUGGAGUAAUGAAUUGUACCAGGAACGGCGAUCCUCUACCACGGGGCGCGCUGACGACAUGAUGACGGUGGCUACCUUGUCUUUGCCCCCCACGCUGGAGAUUCAAAAAUUCGUGGAAUUGUUCAAGUUGGCGUACAUGCAUAUGCGUUUCGUUCAUCCCAUGCUGGGUGUCACGAUUGAAACCAACGUCUUCUCCAUUCCGCUCUUGCCUUGCUUUGUGUACGAACAAGUCACGUCAUUUGAUGAAGUGCAGGCAUGGGCUGAUCGCACUGUGCAUGUACAUACCUGUGAGUCCGAGCAAGACCGGGCCCUGAGCAUGUCAGAUCGCAUUCAGUGUGUACGGAAUACUGUGGGAACACGCCCCUUGCCCAUAUCGCAGCACACACGCGAGUGGCACAUAAUUUGCUUCGGUCGUGAGGAGGACGCGCAUCAUGUUGCAUUGAUGUCUUACUGUGCACAUAGUGUGUCUGACGCACGAGCUGAGCUUUUUCUCCUUCAACAAUUGCUGGAUGAGAUGGCUCGUUUGGAAGGCGCAUGGCCUGUUUCCGCAUCGCAUCCCUCUCAUCCUGCGGCACACGAGUGGGGAUCAGAAAUUAAACGCUUGACACCUUCACUUAUGGAGAUGAUAGGCGUGCCGAUCGAUGCAUUCGAGGAAGAAGCGGCUAGGGAACUCGUAAGAAGUGUCACGUCAGAGCCAAGCUUGCGGCUCGACGAAGGACGCCCUAUUGCUGAGCCGGAACUGUCCGAAACCUUGCAUGCACGCGUCGUUUUCUCCAAGGAAGAGACGGAUGCGUUGCAUCAAGCCGCCAAGGCCCACGGCUGGUCCCUAACACACUUGGUGGAUGCAGCACGUCAUAUGGCCUAUAUGCAGGUACGUCGCCCAUACUUGGAGGCAUGGCACUGGAGUCCCAUUCCUGAAAAGCUGCACACCGACUUUUUAAUCCCUAUGGAUGCGCGCUAUGCCAUUUUGGAGACAUUCAGGGAUGGGGCCAGUGGCCAUGUUUGCAACGCCACGGAGGGAUUCACCACGACCAUACCUCUUAUGGACCCCUAUUAUAUUCCUAUCGAGCGUGAGCUGGCUUCAUCAGAGAAAGAACUGCAUGAGCUUAGCCAGGUUCGUACACUUGCUUACAUGGCCCAAUCGCUCUGCGUGCAGUACAAUGCACAGAAAAAGCGAGCCAAGCAGCGCAUGAUGUCGAGCAUACCGACCCUCGUCUUGGCGGGUGUUUUUUUGCCGACAUAUCCAUUCCAAAGUCUGUCGCCUGAAGGUUUCAGCUCUGUUGGUGUCGUGGACCGCUUGCUGACUACACGCAUAUCUCUGCCUGGGCAUACACAGCCCAUCGACAUCAUCGACUGGACAGUGGGUCUCCUUAUGUCCAAGCACCGGGGAAGUUUGCAGUUUUCGCUGCAUAUCUGGACGUUCCAAGAACAGCUGAAUCUUUCCGUGGUACAUACUCCCCACAUUACCAAAGAGCGCACGGCGCUGUUCCUUGAUACGAUGCGAAGCACGCUGAAAUUGUUUCUUAUGGCAUACGAGCAGCAUGGAAAGCCCAUUGACAUCCCUGCAGCGCCACCUACGCCGUUCAAAGAGCCGACGUUGUUCCAAUACGUUGGUAGGUGGCUCCAGAGCCUGCUGUCUCAUUAG